This is a messenger RNA of Plasmopara halstedii, 483 nucleotides long. RefSeq names its product dnadirected rna polymerase i. The record is from RefSeq and is a predicted model, not a curated record. The coding region runs from base 1 to 483 and encodes 160 amino acids. Gene Ontology annotation, biological process: DNA-templated transcription. Gene Ontology annotation, molecular function: DNA-directed RNA polymerase activity. The transcript is spliced from 4 exons. Gene Ontology annotation, cellular component: RNA polymerase I complex; RNA polymerase II, core complex; RNA polymerase III complex. Lineage: Eukaryota; Oomycota; Peronosporomycetes; Peronosporales; Peronosporaceae.
AUGGCGGCGGUGAAGGUCGUCAGGGACAGCACUCCACACAUCAAGCCAAUGGCGACCGAACUGUUUGAAGAUAUUUUUGAGGUCCGUCAAUUGAAUCCCGAUGGCAAGAAAUUCGACAAAGUGACCCGCGUCGUGUGCAAGGGUGUGUCGUACGAGCUGGAGCUAACUCUGGAUAUUAAUUCGGAGGUAUAUCGUCUUCGUCAGAACGAAAAGUUUACUUUGGCACUGGUCAGCACACUAGAUUUAGAAGGAAAGCCAGAUGACGGGAUUUUUAACCAGUCGGGAAAGCCAACACUUCUGGAUCGUUAUGACUACGGCAUGUACGGAAAAGUAUUUCAGUACGACCAUGAAGGAGGCAACAUGGUAGCCAUCUAUGCAAGUUUUGGAGGUCUGCUAAUGUGCCUGCGAGGUGAGCAGCGCCAUUUACACAUGAUACAUAACGACACAAGAAUCUACUGCUUGCUCCGAAAGCAAGAAUCGUAA